Molecule: messenger RNA, 4275 nt
Organism: Trichomycterus rosablanca
Lineage: Eukaryota; Metazoa; Chordata; Actinopteri; Siluriformes; Trichomycteridae
Gene: map2k6
Product: mitogen-activated protein kinase kinase 6
Exons: 12
Coding region: 299-1375 (358 amino acids)
Biological process (GO): protein phosphorylation; MAPK cascade
Molecular function (GO): MAP kinase kinase activity; ATP binding
Source: RefSeq, a predicted model, not a curated record
UGUGAGCUGAGCUGUUUCGGGCCCAGGACCAUGUAGCUGAUCCUGCCAAGCCGCGCAGUGCGCUCCUGCCCCUGCUCUUGCACACACCGCACCACAGACGUGCACUUCUGCUCGCGCUGCAGCUCGUGCGUUCACACCUGCGCCCGCACAGCGCACUUCAGGCCGAGAGCGCGCAAGUGCACGCGGGAUUUGCGCUCUUAUUUCUGCACCUUUUGUUGCCAAAAAACAGCGCCAGAGAGUGAGGCGGAGCGCGGAAGGAGAAGCAGCUUUUCUCAGGAGAGAGAGGAGCUGUAGAUUUAUGGAGGGAGGGAGCGAGAACGAAGGCAAAGUCUUUUGUGCUUCCCCUCCCCCCCACCGGAGCAAAGGGGAAAUGUCCGUGUCCAGACCAGGAGGUAAGAAGAAACCACCAAAGCUUGAUCAGUCGCUGUUUGUCCAGCGACCUGCCGCUGCUACACCCCCGAGAGACUUGGACUCCAAAGCCUGUGUUACCAUAGAUGAUAAGAAUUUCGAGGUGAAGGCGGAUGAUCUGGAGCAGAUCGAAGAGCUGGGCAGGGGGGCGUAUGGAGUGGUGGACAAGAUGAGGCACGUGCCCAGCGGCGUCAUCAUGGCCGUCAAGAGAAUCCGGGCGACUGUGAACAGUCAGGAGCAGAAGCGGCUGCUGAUGGAUCUGGAUAUUUCCAUGAGAACGGUGGACUGCUUCUUCACGGUGACGUUCUACGGUGCAUUAUUCAGAGAGGGUGACGUGUGGAUUUGUAUGGAGCUCAUGGACACCUCACUGGAUAAGUUUUACAAACAGGUCCACGAGAAGGGCAAGACCAUCCCAGAAGAUAUUCUGGGCAAGACGGCCGUCUCUAUCGUGAAAGCUUUGGAGCACCUGCACAGCAAGCUGUCCGUCAUCCACCGAGACGUCAAACCGUCCAACGUGCUGAUUAACAUGCAGGGACAGGUGAAGAUGUGUGAUUUUGGGAUCAGUGGCUACCUGGUGGACUCUGUGGCUAAAACCAUGGAUGCUGGAUGCAAGCCCUACAUGGCACCCGAGAGAAUAAACCCGGAGACCAAUCAGAAAGGCUACAACGUCAAGUCUGAUAUCUGGAGUUUAGGAAUCACCAUGAUCGAGCUGGCUAUCCUGCGUUUCCCGUACGAUUCGUGGGGGACGCCGUUCCAACAGCUGAAGCAGGUCGUGGAGGAACCGUCCCCACAGCUCCCGGCCGAUCGCUUCUCACCCGAAUUUGUGGACUUCACGACACAGUGCUUAAAGAAGAAUUCCAAAGAGCGGCCAAACUACACAGAAUUAAUGCAACACCCCUUUUUCACCCUCCACGACGCCAAAGAGACGGACGUGGCCAGCUUCGUCAAGCUCGUCCUGGGCGACUGAGUGCCUCUUCUGCUCUGCCCCCUACGUCGCUGAGGACUUAUUCCACAUAAACAAAACAAACAAACAAAAUACAAACAACCACCGAUUAUUGCAAGACUGACACCUGUAAGCCACGCCCGCUCGGGCCAGCAGUACAGGGAAAGGCUGGGGGAAUUAGUGAGGGGUGGAGACUGAACCUAAGAGGGUGGGUGCAUUUCCCAGGAGCACACAGGAGAAAAUGGGCAGGGGACGGGUGUGUGUGUGUGUGAGUGAAUGAGUGAUGGUGUUCAUGUCAAAGGAGGGUGUACCGGUCCAAAUAUGAUUUUUUUCCCCCCCUCAACACCCCAUAUUAAAAUGUUUAAAAUCUGCUAAACUGGUAUCUUAAACUGGCGUCCCUUAAUUACACAACGAAUGACCGAUCUGUAGAUUUGUGAUAUGAUACGUUUUGAGUUUGUGGAUCUGCUAUGCGUACUUAUUUCUGGGACGUGUUAUUAUUAUUAUUAUUAAAGGGUAUGAUGAAUUUAUUACGGAUAUAUAUCGUGGCUUUGUUUGGAAUAGAUGCGAAAUGACUUCUUUCUUUCUCGGAGGUGGACGUGCGUCGGUGCGUGGCGCUUUUAGAAGCUGAUCUCAGGUCAGUUUAUUGAAGAGGGUCGGUAAUUAGACCUCGAGUUUGUUACUUUAAUUACUUUAGAAUUUAGGGAAGUUAGUUUUCUACAGUACGUCUCGCCGAGACCCCCAAAUGGACGACGUUUCUGCUCUUUCCAGCUCACAAUAAUUAAAUCUCCGGGUCUCAGAUGGACUGGAAAACGCCCUGGCUGUCUUAUUAUCUGGCUAACUGUGAGGGCUAGAGUUAUCCAGAAUUAAAGCAAAAAUAUGGGCCACGUAAGGGGGUCUUAUUGGUUAAACCUGGCUUAAAUUAUCCAGCUAAUUAACAGUUUAUGGAGCAGAAGGUUUCCUAUACAUAGUGAAGAAAAAUCCCAGUUUAAAUUAUCCACACUAAUCUGUACGGACCUGUAUGUUGAUUAAUCUAACCUGUCCAGGUGUGCUAGAAAAUGAGACGUGAUCCUUAUAGGGUGCAGAUCCCCAUAAGUCCUGGCGUACAUUAUGUUUUUGGACUGGACAAUGCCCAGGCUGCCAAAAGUCUGACCCCUUUAGGCAUCUUCAUAAGAAGCGAGAGCAGAAAUACAGACCGCAUUGGAGCCGCCAGUGGUCAUAUUGGUCAAACCAGGCUUAAAUUAUUCAUCUAAUUAACGGUGUUAGGAGCAAAAGGUUCCCUAUAGAUUGUACAGAAUUGUAUAUUGAUUGAUCUAACUUGUCCAGGUUUGCUAGAAGAGGAAAAGGGGUCCUUAUGGGGUGCAGAUCCCCAUAAGUCCUGGUAUACAUUAUGUUUCUGGACUGGACAAUGCCCAGGCUGCCUGGCUAAAGUCAUCCAGCAUUCUGACCCCUUUAGGCAUCUUCAUAAGAAGCGAGAGCAGAAAUACGGACCAUGUUAGAGCCGCCAGUGGUCAUAUUGGUUAAACCAGGCUUAAAUUAUGCACCUAAUUAACAGUGUUGGGAGCAAAAGGUUCCCUAUAGAUUGUGCAGAAUUGUAUAUUGAUUAAUCUAACCUGUCCAGGUGUGCUAGAAUAUGAGAAAGGGUCCUUAUGGGGUGCAGAUCCCAAUAAGUCCUGGUGUACAUUAUGUUUCUGGACUGGGAAAUGCCCAGGCUGCCUUCCCUUUAAGCAUCUUCAUAAAAAAAGCGAGAGCAGAAAUACGGACCACGUUAGAGUCCGUAUCAGGGGUCAAAUUGGUCAAACCAGGCUUAAAUUAUCCAUAGUAGGGAAAAAUCCCAGUCUAGGUUAUCCACACUAACUUGUACGGACCUGUAUGUUGAUCCAUCGGACCUGUCCAGGGUCCCUAUGGGGUGCGGAUUAAAUAGUUCUGGUUUAUAUUAUUCGGCCAUAAACCUGGAUGAGAAAAAAUGAAGUGGCCUUCUAAUUAAGAUUAAAUUCUAGAUUCAUUUAUCUGGGGUUUCUUGGUGUCCGAAUUAGGAAAAUCUCACCCCAAGCCUUUUCGUAUCACCCGUAGAGUGGGUUGGGAGCUGGAUUAAGCUAAAUGUGGAUCUCCUGGGGCUGUGUAGAAUUUAGGAUUGAUUAAUGUUCACUUAAGAUAUCUCAGUUAGCUGUAAAUGUUCUUUUGUUUGGUGUGUGGAUCGGAAAGCUCUGUUUAAACAUCCAGCUAACUGUGAUACCUUAAGUACAGUACGCUGGGUAAUUAACAUGUAUAUGGGCCCCUAAUGAGCAGACCGGUUAGUAAUCUGGCUAAUCCUGGCUGGUGCGUUUCGAAUCACAUACCCUUCAUGAACUGUGGUCGUACGUGUGCCCGUGUGCGCGCCUCUGUAUGUAUUAAGGUUAUCUGGGGGAAAUUUUUGGUAUCUUUUUGGUCUCUUGCUUCAUUUAGUCCUCUGUUCUGAGCCAAUCAAGAGAGUUCUCGCUCUGUGUUCAACUGCAAUUCAACUGGAAAUUAUUAUUAGCGUUAUGGUUAUGAUGAUCUAUGGUUAUUAUUACGAUACCCCUCUAUAUACACAUACGAGUAAGUACAAACGUAUUAACCCGCCUCGAGGUGUUUUGCAGUUUCUGUAUUUAUUGUAACUGCUGUUUAUUUUCUCAUUGAAAACUUGACUUUGUUUCUUUUUCAUUGUAAUGUGUGUGUAAGUGGGAAUGCUGGGUGGGGUGAGGUGAUUGAGGUAAGUGGAUGGGUGGGUGAGUGAGUGGAUGUAUGAGUGAACGAGAGAGUGAAUGGCUGAGUAUUGUAUUACAGUUUGGACACACGUAGCUGACACUUCUCUGAAAGUCUCACCGUGACUCAGAAGCCUGAUUUGUGCCUCUUUAUAGAAAAAAAAAGACCUACGAUACAUUAAACAUAAAAAUUUGAAGAAUAAA